Molecule: messenger RNA, 5106 nt
Organism: Colossoma macropomum (tambaqui)
Lineage: Eukaryota; Metazoa; Chordata; Actinopteri; Characiformes; Serrasalmidae
Gene: csde1
Product: cold shock domain containing E1, RNA-binding
Exons: 23
Coding region: 947-3553 (868 amino acids)
Molecular function (GO): nucleic acid binding
Source: RefSeq, a predicted model, not a curated record
GUGAAAUAUCGCGAUAGGUCCCCUUUCUUCUCACUACGUAAUGUGCCGUGCUGCUUAUGGCGGCGCUGGUGACAGUGCUGAAAGCUGUUGGGUAUGAAGUGAAAAAGAACUGAUUUUUGUACCAUCUGAAACUCCUACUUCAAGUUCAGAUCACUCAGAAGAAACAAAUCAAGGAAAAACGAAGAACAUCCCCUGAAGACGACCCAACGGUGCAACAUCUCUGAAGAAGACACAACGGAACUUCACUCGUAGGAAGAAAACCGAGUAAACCAUAACGACCAAAUUAAGCAACCAAAGAUCUUCAAAGCGGAACGACUAGAUUGAAACAACCGUCCAUCUAUGUUAACAGCAAAGACGAUACUUGAUCUGAGACAAGAAGUUUGUGCCUACUCAACAGCUUUGACAAAGCACACGUCCCAACGCUGCUCCAAGCCCUACUCAUCCUCCCCGCACCUCUAACUCCACUGGGGUGCGGCGAGGGCUGCUGUCUGCUAGUUUAACUUUCUUUCUCAGUUACCUCCUGUAUCCCUUUUUUUUUGUUUUUUUGUUUUGGUUAUCUUCCACCUUCAUCUUGUUCAAAGCAGUGUUUCCACACCUGCAUUUGCCUUUUUUUUUCUUUUGUCCCAUUUUUUCUUAUUAUUUUUUUUAUUAGAACGUGUGCCAGAAAUCUGAAGUAAAUAAGUGUGUGCGUGCUUAAGAACAAAGAAUCUAAAACAUUGGUUCAGUGUUUGACUGUCCAAGUGAAAACAGCGUUCCACGACAUCUAAGCAAGAAUUCCAGAGGUGUUUCACCUUGAAUAAAAAUAAGGGAGAGGGGAAAGUUUAAAAGAAAAACACAAAUUGACAAAAGAAUUAACUUGAAGGCAAAAGCAAGUCAUAAAGUAGUAAACCUGUAAUCCAGGCUAACCCAGGUGUGGUAAAUUUGGCCAGGGUUGUAUGGGAAAAUAAUGGGUAGUCCCUGGAAAGGCUUUGUAGAGUUUACCUUGCCUGCGUCGCCUCCUGCUGCGUUUGUUAGCGCUGACCUGAGCAGCACCUCCCCUGUUGGGCUCAGCCUGUCUCCGUACGGCCGAUCCAUGAGUUUCGACCCAAGCCUGCUGCACAGCAAUGGCUUUGCUAAUGGCACAGGAGUGGGCCUGCGGGAGACUGGUGUAGUGGAGAAGCUGCUCACCUCUUAUGGCUUCAUCCAGUGCUCAGAGAGGCAAGCUCGCCUCUUCUUUCACUGCUCACAGUACAAUGGCAACCUACAGGAGCUCAAGAUUGGAGAUGAUGUGGAGUUUGAGGUGUCGUCCGACAGGCGCACGGGCAAGCCAAUAGCUGUGAAGCUGGUAAAGAUCAAGGCUGAAGUGCUGCCCGAAGAGCGAAUCUCUGGGCAGGUGGGGCCUGACUUGCACGCCUCUCCCUUUACUAUGCUGCAUGGUUAUAUACAUCCACAUCCAGUAGUCUCAGCCAUCCCCAACCACCUCGAUGGAAAGUCUGCACCUGGUCAGGUUCCCACCGGCAGCGUGUGCUACGAGAGGAAUGGGGAGGUGUUCUAUCUGACCUACACCCCCGACGACGUGGAGGGUAACAUGCAUCUGGACACAGGAGACAAAGUCAGUUUCUACAUGGAGACCAACAAGCACACCGGAGCAGUCAGUGCUCGCAACAUUGUGUUGGUCAAGAAGAAGCAGAUGAGGUGCCAGGGAGUGGUUUGUGCGACUAAGGAAGCAUUUGGAUUCAUUGAGAGAGCAGACGUAGUGAAGGAGAUUUUCUUCCACUACAGUGAGUUCAAGGGUGACCUGGAGGCACUGCAAGCUGGAGAUGAUGUGGAAUUCACCAUUAAAGACAGAAAUGGGAAGGAGGUGGCUACAGAUGUGCGUCUGCUACCUCAAGGCACGGUUAUUUUUGAGGAUAUCAGUAUUGAACAGUUUGAAGGCACCGUCACCAAGGUUAUCCCCAAGGUUCCCACCAAGAAUCAGAACGACCCACUGCCUGGCCGAAUUUGCGCCAAGAUUAACGCCACUGAGAAAGAACUUCUGUUUGGGGAGAAAGACACAAAGUCCAAAGUGACUCUUCUGGAAGGAGACCAUGUCCAGUUCAACAUUUCCACUGACCGCAGAGACAAGCUUGAGCGAGCUACAAACAUUGAUAUCCUGCCUGACACCUUCCAUUUCACUAAAGAGACCCGUGAAAUGGGUGUGAUAGCUGCAAUGCGUGAUGGAUUUGGCUUCAUUAAGUGUGUGGACCGUGAUGCCAGAAUGUUCUUCCACUUCAGUGAGGUUUUGGAAGAGAGCCCACUGCACAUCUCGGAUGAAGUGGAGUUCACUGUCGUUCCUGACAUGCUGUCAGCCCAGAGGAACCAUGCAGUGAGGAUCAAGAAGCUGCCCAAAGGAACGGUGUCAUUCCACACCCAGUCUGAGCAGCGCUUCAUUGGUGCUGUGGAGAAGGAGGCCACUGGUGCUUCCAACACCAAGACCAGUGCCAGCCCCAGCAAGGCCAAAGAGAAGAAAAAAGAAAAGGUUAAAGUUGAUAAGGAUGCAGAGGAAGGAGUGAUUGCAUAUGAAGACUGUGGAGUGAAGCUGACUGUGCCCUAUCAUAUCAAAGACCUGGAUGGGAGUGUGUUCCCUCAGCUUGGAGACAAGGUGGAGUUCGCCAUUAGUGAGGUAAAGAGGACUGGCCAGCAGAGUGCAGUCUCAAUCAAGGUUCUUAACCGCAUCACCAACACCAAGAGGCUUUUGGGCUUCAUCGCAACGCUGAAAGACAACUUUGGCUUCAUUGAGACAGCUAACCAUGACCAGGAGAUUUUCUUCCACUACAGUGAGGUGUGUGGUAACGUGGACAACCUAGAGCUGGGAGACACAGUGGAGUACACUCAGGCUAAGGGCAAAGGGAACAAAGUCAGCGCUGAGAAGGUCACCAAAGUCCCACCUGUGAAUGGAGUGGGAGAGGAUGUUAGCAGUAAUGUGUUUUUGGGGAAGGUGAUCCGCCCCUUGCGCAGCGUGGACCCCUCUCAGACUGAAUAUCAGGGGCUUAUUGAGGUCCUAGAAGAAGGAUCAAGUAAGGGUCAGAAUUAUCCGUUUGGCAUUGUGGGAAUGACCAACAAAGGGGACUGCCUGCAGAAGGGGGAGCUGGUGAAAUUUCAGUUGUGCACCGUACCGCAGACAGGACAGAGGAUGGCCUGCAGUGUUGUCCCACAGCGCAGGGCUCUGGUGGAGUGUGUUAAAGACCAGUUUGGUUUCAUCACAUAUGAAGUAGGCGAGAGCAAGAAGCUGUUCUUCCACAUGAAGGAAGUGCAGGAUGGCUUGGAACUUCAGGCUGGAGAUGAGGUGGAGUUCUCAGUCAUCCUGAACCAGCGCACUGGGAAGUGCAGUGCCUGCAAUGUCCGUAGAGUCAGCGAGUGUCCUAAACCAGUGGCAACCCCUCGACCUGAUCGAUUGGUGAACCGUCUGAAGAGCAUCACUUUAGACGAUGCCAGUGCCCCACGUCUGGUGAUCAUCAGACAGCCCCGGGGUCCUGAUAACUCAAAGGGCUUCAAUGUGGAGAGGAAGCUUUGCAAGGUCAGCGUGAUUGAGUGAUUACUGUUCGCUGCUCCUCCCUCUCCACAAUGACAACAGCACCUCAGAGAACAGAAGCAAUCAAGACUAAAGGACAGGGAAGGGACUUGCACUGUUAAACACCAAUAAGACAUAUGGAAUCUCUCACACGCACAUGCACACAUCCCCACACACACACACAAAUCAGCAUGCACAUUCUCUCUCUCCCUGUCCCAGAAUCCCUUCCAAAACAACCCACUCAUCUCACCUGACCUUUCAUGUCAUUGUGGUGUUUGCGAGCUUAUCAUUGAGAAUUCCCUGUUUGUGUGAGUGUAUGUGUGUUUUCUGUGAGUUAUGUAUCAAGUAUUUUUAAAAUAAACGUUUGAGGGAAUGGAACGUGUUGGUGUUGGAGAAAGAAAAGUGGGUUUGUGAUUCCAACACCUGUGAAAAUCUGGUGUGGAGACAGUAUGAUGGUUAAUCUGUUCCCAUCUGGGCUCAAAGUGAAAAUGUCUGGAAUUCUGCGCCUGUUUAUUUCAUGAUUUGUAUUAUUCCCUUGUGGCAGUGCGAGUGAGAUGUUUGGUGAGUUGUAUUUUCUUCCACUUCUCUAAUUUUGUUCUUUCUGUCCACUUACUGGAAAACUUUAUUCACUUUGUUGAGCAUCUCUUUUCCAGAUAAAGUCCUUUCCUCUGGAGAGAUGUUAGGUGCAUUUCACAAGAUUUUCCGUCUUUUCUCCUGUUCUGUUGUGUAGAACAGCUUUUGCAACCACUUGCAUUUGAAACACUGCUCUAGGCUCAGAUUGCUUAUGUGUACCAUUUGUGUGAAUGACCUUUUUAGUUUUUUUUUUUCUUUUUUUUUAAUUAAGUUUGAGUUGAUUGAGUUUAUUUUAUAACUAUCCUUGACUUCAAACUUCCAUGUUUGUCAGGUGCAGAAUUCCUAAUGGCAUCCUGUAUCCCGCAGUCCUUUUAUACAAUGUUUUUUUUUCUUUCUUUUUUUUUUCUUUGCACACCAUACUUUUGCUUUUUUUAUUAUUCUAUUUAAACUCACUGUCUGCUAAUGAGAAAUAAAAGUAAGAAUAAGGUGCCUAAAGUCUAUAAAUGAAACAAAACAAAAAAACACAAAAAAAAACAAAAAACAAACAAACAAAAAAAAGACAAUAGACGUAUACUCUAUCCCCAGCCGGCAGUCGCCAAAAUACAAGAACAAUCUUAGGGUGGCUUUUCUCCUCCAAGUAGAAUUAAUACUGGUCUGCAUCCCAAGUACCCAUGGAUGAAAAAUGCUAUAUGUAAUGUGUGCUUUUUACUUAGUGGGAGGUUAAAAACAAAAAAAACAUUACACAACUUUGCUUUAAUGUGAGAAAUAAAAAGGAGGAAAACGAUACAAAAGGUUCCAUUUGAAAUCAUAAAGAUCAGGAUUUCAAUUAAUGUGGAUAGAGACUAUUUGCUGUGCUUCUUACUGAAAAUCAAAAUAUUACUGUUCUGAAUUUUCUCUGGAGAUCACUGGGUUCCUGUUAACCACAGGUUCUCCUCUAUACUUUUGUUAAUGGUCUUGAAUGAAACAAUUGAAAUAAACGUUUUAUGAAAAUCAUUCCUCGUGAA